AUGACUCGCACUCAGUGCUGGUAUGCAAGAUUCAAUAAGGUUUCGCACUUCAACUUGAGGUGCAAGAAUUGGUGUCAAGUUCAAUUUAGAGGAUCUCAGAAGCUGUUUGGUCACUGUAGUGAGAAUUCAGAUUACUCAUCACCUGACUGGACCAAUGUAGAUCAAGACAAAGACGGUCGCGCCCCCCCUCGCGAAACCCUCUCCUCCCUCUCUUCCUCUUCACCACCCAACCACCACCCAACCACCACCACCGGCCACCACCGCCCUCACCGACCACCUAGAAACCACUGCCACGCCACCCCCUUCCUCCUUCCCCCUCUUCCUUCUUCCCCUCUCUCCUCUUCUCCCUCCACCGCCGCUGCCCCCUCCACGAUCGCCGCCCACCACCACCCUCAGCCCCCGUCCCAAACCUUCCCCCCAUUCCCCCUAACCUUACCGAAGCCCCUGCCCCCUAACCAGCCGCCACCGCCGACGUGUCUCCCUCCUCCACCGCGACACCCGCCACCACCGCCACCCCCAGCCGCCUCUCUGCCCCAAUCUCCGUCAUUAGCCUACCAGCUCCCACCCAAGUCCGAUCAGCCUGAUGGUUACAAAAAGGCUGAGGAGGACAUGCGUUUCUUGAAGUUUGAUUGGGAUGCUGUCAAGGCAAGGAUAGCCCUUGACCCGACUGUUCCGUGGAAAAUGGGUCAGGAUACCACCAUGCCUAAGGGAAUCAAGCGGAUUUACUUAAAUGAUGAGGCUCGGCUAUGGCACCAGAUCUUGAGCAACUAUGUUAUGCUGAGUACCCAUGAGACAGAGAUACCGGUCCACGUCCGAGGCACUCUUCCCUUUCCCUAUUUGGUUACGCAGCUGGGCCGUCGAGCUGACGUGCCUUGGGAGGAUGCCGAUGAGAAGCCACCAGCUGCAGACCGUCGAAAGAUUAUUCCUCACAUUAGGAGCUUUCUAGUUUUGGGCUACAGACCCCCACCCUUCACUGCUACUGAUGAGACAGCCACAACAUCUGCUGGUCCUUCUUCUUCCACAGCUACCCCUGCUACCACUACUGCACCUCCACCUGCCUCAGAGCCAUUUUAUCACCUUGUGCACCGCCUGCGAUGCUAUGAGCACUUGAAGCUGUUGAUUCGAUCUGGCGGCGACAUCCCCUCCGAGCCUGACACACCAUCAGACCCAUCUGAGGAGGAGGCGGAUGAGCACGAGGAGGAGCCGGCACCCCCUCAGGCUGCACAGGCAGGCACCGAGCAGGCUGCACCACAGCAGGAGGUCCCACAUCAGAUCCAGGCUGCAGAUCCCGAGAUUCCCAUUCAGUCAGCACCUCCUCUGCAGCAGACAGAUCCCCAGACCACCACCACAGAGACCCCAGCUAUCCACCCUACCAGUGAUGACACCCCUUCACACCCAACUUGA
Arachis stenosperma is the source of this 1404-nucleotide messenger RNA. RefSeq lists its product as uncharacterized. The transcript has 5 exons. The record is from RefSeq and is a predicted model, not a curated record. Bases 1 to 1404 code for a protein of 467 amino acids. NCBI's taxonomy places the organism in Eukaryota, Viridiplantae, Streptophyta, Magnoliopsida, Fabales, Fabaceae.